AUGGCCGCAACCCCCGCCUCCCGCCUCCUCCUCCUGCACCAAGUGCCCUCCCACCCCAACACCAAAGUGCGCUUCCUCGGCUGCAUAACAACCCACGACCCCACCUCCCCCCUGCUAACACUAACGCACCCCCCCUCGCGCCUCGCCAUCCACGUCGACAUCAGCCUCGUCGCGGCCACGCUGGCACUGGGGUCGCUGCGCGACGGCGAGUGGGUCAAUGUUGUCGGAUACACGUCUGCGGCGCCGGCGGCGGGCGAGGAGAUGGUGGUGACGGCGAUUGUGCUGUGGGGCGCGGGGGCGGUGGGGGUGGGGGAGUAUGCGAGGGUUGUGGGCGGGUUGGUUGGGGGUGGGGGGUGUAGGGGGGAGGGGGAGGGGGAGAAAAGGGGGAGGGAGGGGAGGGAGGGGAGGGAAUUGGGGUUAUUGGGGGUAAUCGGGGUCUUUGGGUAA
Molecule: messenger RNA, 447 nt
Organism: Morchella importuna
Lineage: Eukaryota; Fungi; Ascomycota; Pezizomycetes; Pezizales; Morchellaceae
Exons: 2
Coding region: 1-447 (148 amino acids)
Biological process (GO): telomere capping
Cellular component (GO): CST complex
Molecular function (GO): single-stranded telomeric DNA binding
Source: RefSeq, a predicted model, not a curated record